Messenger RNA from Chelonus insularis, 1324 nucleotides. RefSeq names its product DTW domain-containing protein 1. Gene Ontology annotation, cellular component: nucleus. The transcript has 3 exons. Gene Ontology annotation, biological process: tRNA modification. The record is from RefSeq and is a predicted model, not a curated record. NCBI's taxonomy places the organism in Eukaryota, Metazoa, Arthropoda, Insecta, Hymenoptera, Braconidae. Gene Ontology annotation, molecular function: tRNA-uridine aminocarboxypropyltransferase activity. The coding region runs from base 468 to 1301 and encodes 277 amino acids.
UUCACUGGGUUUCAAGCUCAGUCAAUGAAAUUAUUUUAGUUUGCUAUAGUUUCCCGCUUAAAUGACGUCAGCAUUAUUAAAUACUUGUGUGUAGGCGCCUACCUUACUACUAUACUACUUGUCAUUUCUCAUCAUGUGCAGAGACAAAUGUAUUAGUGUGCUCCAAUAUUAUUCUACACAAAUAAAUAAUUUCUAUUGUAAUCAAACAUCCUAUCAUAUGGAUUUAUAAAUGUAUUUGUACACAUACGUAAUCGUAUGUUAUGAAUGAAAGCAAUUUAACAGUAGAAUAAUAAAAUACAUAACCUACAAUCAUUAUUCUAUACAUUUUCGAGAAUUGUUUGGAAAUUCAAUUAAUCACUUUUAUGUGCUACAUAUAAUUGUGUUAUUAAUAAAUCUACGUGGACAGAUUUGUUGAAUAUUAAUUUACUUUUAUAUUAAUCUUUUGGGAUUUAGUGUGAUAAUGUACCAUGAUAAAAUCAAGGGAAAUAUCAACAUUGUCUACUCUAAAAUUAGAAAAUUUAACUAUUUUAGAAGCUGAACAAAAAACUAUUGAUAAAGAUCCAUUUUGUAGGCUUAAAAUUGACGAUGCCAGUAUUCUUGAUAGUAUUAAUGAUAGAACAAUAUGUGGGAAAUGUUAUAAGUCUCGUAAAUUUUUUUGUUAUACUUGUUAUACACCUGUUAUUGACCAAAAAUAUUUUCCACAAGUUAAAUUACCAAUCAAAAUUGACAUUAUUAAACAUCGAAAAGAGAUCGAUGGAAAGAGCACUGCAAUUCAUGCAGCAAUUUUAGCUCCUAACGAUGUGACAAUUUACACCUAUCCAGAUUUUCCAACAUUCGCAGCUGAUGAUAAAGUUGUUCUCAUUUUUCCUAGAAAAAAUGCGUCCACCAUCGAAUCUCUAGUGUCAUAUAAUCAAUUCAAAGAAAAUAAUCAAGAUAAAACAACAUUAGGGAAUAAAAAUAUCCCAAUAACCAGGGCAGUUUUUAUAGACAGUACAUGGCAACAAACUAAAGCUAUUUAUAACGAUGAAAGAUUGAAAGCCUUACCGUGUGUUAUUUUAAAAUCAAGAAUAUCACAAUUUUGGAGACAUCAGAAAAAAAGUCCUAGAUGGUAUCUAGCGACUAUCGAAGCAAUACAUCAAUUUUUAAUAGAACUACACGAAUGUUCUUAUGAUAUAACUUCACCAAAAGAAUACUGUGGCCAAUAUGAUAAUCUACUAUAUCUAUUCAAGUAUAUGUAUGACAAAAUACAUACUUUUUAUGAUCAUAAUCAACUCAAAGCUUAUAGAAGACCUUUAAGAUAAAUAAAAUGCAAUUCAUUUGAUAA